GGCGGCGUCUUUACGGCGGCGUGCGUGUCUCGUUUUCUACAGAGGAAGGCGCCGCUGCCGCGAGCGAGACGUUUUGUUUUUUUUUUUUGGAGAAAAAAAAAAGAAAGAAAAGAUAAUAACAGAUCGAUAUAUACUAUUCAAUCGAUACCCGUAUCGAUUGGAAAGAGAAGGGGAUCGCGAACAAGAGCUUUCCCUUCCCCCCCCCCCCAAAAAAAAAAAAAAUUAAUAAAUCACUUGUGGAAAGUUUGUUAUUGUCACGUGACCCGGGAGCUUAGCCUUUAAAGUUUUGUUUUGUUAGCUUUUUAUUAUUAUUAUUAUUUUUUUUUUUUUUUUUUUUUUUUUUUCACUUUAUUGUCAUUUUUAAUUAAACAUGCCGCAGCCGAAGCACAGAAAGAUCGCGGUUUUGGGUUAUCGAUCCGUAGGAAAAUCCUCUCUAACUAUCCAGUUCGUGGAAGGACAGUUUGUAGAUUCCUAUGACCCCACCAUUGAGAAUACCUUUAAUAAAAUGGUCUCGGUGAACGGACAGGAUUUUAACCUGCAGUUAGUGGACACCGCGGGCCAGGACGAGUAUUCGAUCUUCCCUCAGUCCCACUCUAUGGAUCUUCACGGCUAUGUGCUCGUAUACUCUGUAACGUCAAUGAAAAGUUUCGAGGUGAUUCAGGUUCUCCAUGAUAAGCUGCUGGACAUGGUUGGGAAAGUACAAGUGCCGACUGUUCUGGUUGGAAAUAAAAAGGAUCUUCAUAUGGAGAGGGUGAUUAAACCAGAGGAAGGGAAGAAGCUGGCAGAUUCCUGGGGAGCGGCCUUCAUGGAAUCAUCGGCCAAAGAGAACCAGACGGCGGUCGAGGUGUUCAAGCGGAUCGUCCUGGAGAUGGAGAAGGCAGACGGGAAUGCGCCGUCAGAGGAAAAGAAGUGCGCCGUGAUGUAGCGACCCAGAGAGCCAGCCAGCCAAUCCCGGCUCAGCCCAGACAAUCCGGACUCAUUUACCAGAAGAGACAGCCAAUCCCGGCGCAGCCCACAUCAAGAGCUAAACCAAUCUCAACUCACACCAGAUGACAAAUGUUUGUAUAUAAACAGGUAGCCAAGCUGCAGCAGACUCCCAUCGCACUUGGUCCAGCAGAAACAGCGGUCGUGUAUUGAUAGGGCCGUGGUGAGUGGCUUUGCCCCAGAGAUACAUAGAGGAGGUGGAGGGAAGCAUUACUGUGGGUUGGGGAUAGGGUGAGGGGAAGGAGUGGUGGUGUAAUACUUAACCCUUUAAAGUACCAAAUACAUUUUUCAGAACACAAACUGCAUUCACGUAAUCUAGAAACAUUUAGACUUUUGUGGUUGAUCAAAAUUAGAGUAAGUUAUCAUAGCAAUAUAGUUCGAGAGAAAAUUAAAAUGCUCCAAAUAAUUACGAAGUAGCGUGUCCUCAAAGAAGGGCACUUAUCGUGUUCAUGUAGGGUAGAGGGAUAGGGUUCUGUAGGCAAUCUGAGGGAGGGAUACAGCCCUAGAGAUAAUACUAUACAGGCUAGGUAGCCAAGGGGACAAUAAUUUACAUUUUACCAAAGUUGAAAUAUUAAUAAUACCCUAAAAAAAAAAAACACCUUUUUUAAAUUUGAAUUUGUUGUAAUAGUUUUUGCCGACUGUGAGAAACGUAUUCAUUGUGCCGAACUCUUUCCAAAAUCUACAUCAAUCUACAUUUACAGCAGCGCUUAUAAGUUUAGGCCUCCCAUUCCGAUCAUUCAUUUAGCUUUGUGAAUGCACUGUUACUAAUACAUUGCAGGCAUUGUUGGCUUAGUUCUGUACCAUUAGCAUUGGUUUUAAACGUAGCAUGCUGGUAAAUGCUUUGUGAAUAUUCCCCUGAACUUUGAAAUAACUUUUUGGAUUUACCACAGCUCCUUUUUUAGAUGACUUGUCACACCACGCACAAGAUUUGUGCAGCAGUCUGGAGAUAUAUUGUGCCUCUGUUCUUAACAGAUUGGUUUCAGCUGAUCAAUACUGUUUUCUUUUCACCUGCAACCAGCAGAGCUUGAUUAGAUUCGGAACUGGUGAUAGUCUGGGCUGAGGACCAAGAACCAUGAUGUUUCAAAAUCAACUUUAAUUACAUGCCUGUCGGGGGGGGGGG
Molecule: messenger RNA, 2104 nt
Organism: Polyodon spathula (Mississippi paddlefish)
Lineage: Eukaryota; Metazoa; Chordata; Actinopteri; Acipenseriformes; Polyodontidae
Gene: rhebl1
Product: Ras homolog, mTORC1 binding like 1
Exons: 8
Coding region: 371-925 (184 amino acids)
Biological process (GO): small GTPase-mediated signal transduction
Cellular component (GO): plasma membrane
Molecular function (GO): GDP binding; GTP binding; GTPase activity
Source: RefSeq, a predicted model, not a curated record